AUGCGAAGAAAUAACAUGAAUCGUACUCUAAAAUUCGUGUUGGCCGUGGCGUGCGCGUGUGCGCUCGUUAUUGCGACGACGACGAUUUAUAUUCCUCGCGCUUCCGCGGUUGGCGACACCGCGGUUGGCGACACCGUCGCCUCGGGGACAGCCGCUUCAUCCGUCGCCUCAGGGACAGCCGCUUCAUCGAGGAAACUCUUGACCGCCCCUGUCGGUCCCGCAGGAGUGAUUCUUAACGCUAUCAUUCAGCCAACGACCUUCUUACGCGUCGCACUGCUCAUUCUUCGCAACUCGGUGAACAAUAACGGUGGAAUGGUGGAGGAAUUUCUGCAAAUGAUCUUGACGACUGAUCUGGGUUUCACCAAAUUCACCAACGUGUUCGCGAGCUUCGCGUCGGGGGUGAUUCAGGAUUUCAGCUCUGGUGUCACCACGGACACCGUACUCGCGCAAGAGUGGGUCAUCGAUGGAUCUUCGACGCUCGAUAACACCGUGUUCAGCGAAUUCUUUGCGGGCGGCGCGUUCGGCGGUGAGUAUGCGAUGCGACGAUGCGAUUUCGACGACUGA
Messenger RNA from Ostreococcus lucimarinus CCE9901, 564 nucleotides. RefSeq lists its product with no specific name. The record is from RefSeq and is a predicted model, not a curated record. The transcript has a single exon. Lineage: Eukaryota; Viridiplantae; Chlorophyta; Mamiellophyceae; Mamiellales; Bathycoccaceae. The coding region runs from base 1 to 564 and encodes 187 amino acids.